Melanaphis sacchari is the source of this 1001-nucleotide messenger RNA. RefSeq lists its product as uncharacterized. The transcript is spliced from 2 exons. The annotation marks the transcript as partial. Gene Ontology annotation, molecular function: nucleic acid binding. The record is from RefSeq and is a predicted model, not a curated record. Lineage: Eukaryota; Metazoa; Arthropoda; Insecta; Hemiptera; Aphididae.
UUGACGAUUUUGAUAAAUAUGCCAUCAGAGAAAAUCCAUCAGUUUGGUUUAAUCGUGAACUGCCGACGUUAGAUAAAAUUUUGACGGUAGUUAAUGAAGAUAAAAGUCUACCAAAUUUCUCCCGCACAUCAUUAUAUCGAUUAAUGAAAUCAAUGGAAUUCGAAUAUGCUAAACGAGGUCGUAACAGCGCAGAAGAAGGUCGUCAAAUUUAUUUUCUCGACGAAACUUGGGUAAAUGCUGGAGAUGUUACGAGCAGAAUAUGGAGUGACAAUACUGUACAAUCUAGCCAAGACGCUUUUUCCCAGGGACUAUCAACAGGUGCAGUCAAUCCCACAGGUAAAGGGAAGCGACUCAUAGUAGUUCACAUAGGGUCCGAAGACGGAUUUGUUCCAGGUGGGCUUCUAUGUUUCGAAUCCAAAAAAAACACCCAAGACUAUCACGACGAGAUGAAUGGGGAUUCUUUUCGUGAUUGGUUGGAAGGUGUUUUGCCGAGACUCAAGGAAAAUUGUGUGAUUGUGAUGGACAACGCUCCUUAUCACUCAAUGAAAAAAGAGAAAUAUCCAACUACACAAUGGCGAAAGGCAGACAUCAUCAAUUGGCUCACAAGUAAAGGGGAGGUAAUCGAUAACUCGAUGAUAAUUCCGGAGUUAUUAGAAGUGGUAAAACGAUUGAAACCUUUGUAUUCAACCUAUGUGAUUGACGAAAUGGUUAAGGAGCAAAACAAAGUAGUCUUACGUUUACCUCCCUUCCACUGUGAGUUAAAUCCUAUAGAAUUAGCUUGGUCUGUCGUCAAAGAUCACGUAAAAGCCAACAACAAAACUUAUAAGCUAGCCGACGUACAUAAUCUUCUAAUCGAAGGUACUGUAAAAGUUACUGUUGAGAUGUGGAAAAACUUUAUCAGCCACACCACGAAAGCAGAAGACAAGUUUUGGGACAUGGAUAAUUUGAUUGAUGAACUGAUGGCAGAACAACAUAGAGUUGUACCAUUGAUUAUAGAAUAG